This is a messenger RNA of Miscanthus lutarioriparius, 858 nucleotides long. The record is from the annotation of a GenBank genome assembly. NCBI's taxonomy places the organism in Eukaryota, Viridiplantae, Streptophyta, Magnoliopsida, Poales, Poaceae.
AUGCUGCGCAACAGAUCGAGAAGAGCGGUUGGUGGUGCUGGUGCUGGUGCCAACCAAGGAGGAGCAGGCGGCCUCAUGGCUGAGCUCCCCGCGGCCACUGCCGCCCAAUCGCCGAGGCAUCCAUCGUCGUCCUCUUCUGCUGCCGCUCCUGUGUUCCCUUCCCCGAGGCCGUUCGUGGCGAUGGCGCUGCCCCAGGCCGGGCUCCUGCUGGACGGGUCCUCCGAGGGCCCCUCGUCAGCCGUGAGCCCCACCUCCAUUCUCGAGACCAAGCAGUUCUGCUGCUCCGCGCUGCCCCCGUUCCUGUCGGAGAGGAGCCUCCGGAGGGCGCACACGGACGCGACCGCGCCUCCGGAGCCGGCCGGCGUCGGCCUCGCCGACGUGCUCCGGGACCACGGGGACGCCAAGGUCGCCGGGGGCAAGGUGGUGUUCGGGUCCCAGCUCAGAAUCCAGGUCCCAUCAGGCAGGGCCAUCGAGCUGGUCUCCUCCCCGAUCGAGUUCGGCGCCAAGAACAGGGACGCGCAGCUCGCGGUGCUAUCGCCGGCCAGGAGGUUCCUGCCGGAGAUCGUGAGCUCGCCGUCCGCCCGGGUGUUCGCCGGCGGCGUGGCCGUCGUGCCCCCCGGGGAAAUGGCCAUGUCGGAGGACUACACCUGCGUCAUCUCGCGCGGCCCGAAUCCGAGGACCACGCACAUCUUCGACGACUGCAUCGUCGAGAGCUGCGGGGAUUUGCUAGUCGACAAGGCUGACAAGGCCGCGGCCGCCGUCGCCGGCGGCGGAGCUGUGGCGUGUGGCUUCUUGAGCUCUUGCCAUGCAUGCAACAAGCAACUUGGACAUGGCAAUGACAUCUUAAUCUAUCAGUGA